AAUAGCCCAAAUAUCGGCCUGGACAAACGCCUCGUUUUGGCCAUGGCACCUCUUCCACAAAUCGUGCAGGAGAAACCUUUUUCCAAGUCGCAGGUACGAGUGGGCAAGGGAAAGCCUUUGCCAUAUGGAUGCACUCAAGCCAUAAAAGGACUCAAUUUCAGCAUUUUGGCGCCCGACUCACUUGCAGCAUGGUUUGUAAUUGAAGUACCCUCUGCGCAGGAGAACGUUGUGACCUACCCUGGAGUGAAAGGCAACUUCCUGCGCUUUCAGCUUCAGUCCCCGAUCAAUCGCACCGGCAACACUUGGCACAUCCAGAUUGCAGCGCCCUUCUCCCUAGAGGGGCUCCGCUACGGUUGGCACAUUGACCCGGAGCCUUCCGAUGACGGUGAGCCGGUCUUUGAGCAACCUGUGCUGGAUCCCUGUGCGCGGUGCUUGUCUUCCGGAGGCACCG
Messenger RNA from Cladocopium goreaui, 451 nucleotides. The record is from the annotation of a GenBank genome assembly. Lineage: Eukaryota; Dinophyceae; Suessiales; Symbiodiniaceae.